GGGUCCUUUCCAAAACACGGGAACAACCUCGUGUCUAACUUCAUGUACCUCUCCUAACAUUUUGGCUUUAUUUACUGUUAAAAAACGAAAUUCGUUAUGGACACUGAUAAUAAUCCAACAACGGAGGUAGUUGCUACUACUAUGGACAGUGGAGAUACAACAGAAGCGUUCGUAAAGGUGAAAUCAAAGAAGGCGUCGAAGCGAAAACGCGAGAUGGAUGGAGUCGAUAUGGAGUCUGAGGACUCCGUAGCAAGCAAGCGGCCGCAGUUUCCACCCAUUUCAGGCGACAAACUUAAGGUAAAGUAAAUCCAAACAUUUUAUAUAAGAGUACAUAUUUCGUACUGAGCUAUUAUACUUCGCUUGAACUUUGUAUGUUAGGGUAGCACAUUUUGCUCGUAACGUCUGGGUCUUGCACAUGCGCAAUGUCACUCUAUUGCUAUCAUUAUGCUGACACUCCCUAAAUGGAACCCUUUUACCCCGCACAAAUUUUAAGUGUCACUGUCUCACAAGACUACAUUUUAGUCAGCCAGUGCGGUUUUCUUCUAGUGGAGAAGGGUAUAGGCUACACAACAAUGUCAAUAAACUGUUGAAGCUACUAAUGGGCACAAUCUGCACAUACCACUGUGAGAUGUUGCAGUGACAAUUCUAACAUUUCCACUGCGUCCUAUAUUUUUUUUUUUUGGGCUCCUUGUUUCAGGGUGGUUCUGAUGAGAUGCGUAAGGUGGCUGUCCCGGCCCACAGGUAUACUCCUCUGAAGGAGAACUGGCUGAAGAUAUUCACACCCAUCGUCGAGAACCUACAGCUCCAAGUCAGAUUCAACCUCAAAACCAGAAACGUGGAAAUUAAAGUAAGUGCAAUGAGAUCACCUGAGUGACGAUAUAGUCCCUGAUAGUCCAGAGUGUCUUGGAAAGCUCAUAGAUAAGUGUCAUUAUGCAUCUACUUACAUGAACUCUUACGAUGACAUUUCAGUGAAUUGGUUAAAUGUUUAUUAUUACAUCUUGUGGAAUGUUCUUCACGUGCAUGAUUUGUAUUUAUUUAUUGGUGUCUAGAAAGUAGGCUUUAAUAAGAACUUGUCUUUCAUUUCAGACGUGUAAAGACACACAGGACAUUGGCUCUCUCACGAGAGCUGCAGACUUCGUCCGAGCCUUCGUUCUAGGAUUCCAGGUUGAGGUAAGCAGCAGCACCUUCAUUCUCUUGUUGGGGUGAUGAAAUGCGAAGGAUCCAGUCAUCCAGCAGCACUCUACCAUCUCUGCUCUGUGUUGACAUAGUGAGAAUUACAGGCCAUCUCCCUUCUUUCAAGUCAAAUAUGUUUUUAAAGGGAUAGUGAGAGAUUUUGGCAAUUCUGGGUAUGUUUUUUUUCUACGUACCCAGAGUCAGAUGAACUCAUGGAUACCAUUUGUGUCACUGCGUGCAGUUUGAAGGCAGUUUCUUGAGCCAUUGCUAACUAGCGUUAGCGCAAUGACUUGAAGUCUACCCGGAACCGCUAGCAUGCAGUACUCUACUUUAAACAUGCUAACUAGGCCUAAAGCCUAAUGUCUAUUGAGAAUACAAAACCACUGUUUAUCAUGUAAAGGGAAUCUGACACCUUGUCGCUCUCCCUUGGGAUGUCUCUAAAGUUAAGUCUAAAUAUAGGCUAUUAGUUAACCGUAACGUCUUUGACAAUACAACUCCCCUGUUUUGUUCUGUUGAAUCUAAACAACUCCUUGUCUGUCUCCCCAGGAUGCCCUUGCUCUCAUCAGAUUGGACGAGCUUUUCCUAGAAACCUUUGAUGUCACAGACGGUAACUAAGGGCCUGGCUGGCAGCACUGUUAUUCUCUACCUUUACAAGCUACACUAUUUGUAGUCAGGAAUGGAAUUGGAAGGAUUUUGGGGCACUGGCCAGCCAGGCUAGUAAACCACAAUGUGUACUUGCCCGGGUGACAUUCUGUGCAAUGCGGUAUUUGAAAAGACAACAUUUCACUAGUCAUCGGGCUAGUUAGGCACACUUUCUACUAGCCCGGUCUGAAAAGUACUAGCCUUGGGUUAGCUUAAUUUCUAUCCCUGUAAGUUCUCUUCACUACUAAGUGCACUCCCUCAGAAUCACAUGUUUCACUAACUGUCUUGUUGUUUUCUUUCUUUCAAUGAAUCGGUUUUGGUCUUAUCAUCUUAUCUUUAAAACCUUUUUAAUAUUUUUAUUAAUUAUUUUUAUAUUUGGGAACUACAGAUGAAAACUAGCCAGCUGGCUAAAUAUGGCACAUUUCAAGAACUGUUAUUUGAUGUGCGUUGUCACUGUCAAAUAAAAAAAGUAUGCACGGUCCCUACCAAUACUAAGUGCAUUUAAGGCACAAACCUUUUCUCUCUGUACUAAUGUUUUUCUGUUUGGUUGGCAGUGAAACCACUGAAAGGAGAUCAUUUGUCCAGAGCUAUCGGGAGGAUAGCAGGUAAAGGAGGAAAAACAAAAUUCACCAUUGAAAAUGUGACCAAGACCAGGAUUGUUCUUGCAGACUCGUGAGUAGCGCUAUGGCCCUAUGGUAUGACGGAAUAGUUAGAAUUCUAGGUCUACAUUCAAAGACUAUUAUUUAUGGUUUACUCAUGGCCUUUUUUGUUGGUGUCCUUAAUAUUUUACAGAAAAGUACACAUAUUAGGAUCUUUCCAGAAUAUUAAGAUGGCACGGACAGCGAUAUGCAACCUCAUCUUAGGUAAGACUGAAAGAGAUGUGGAAGUUAGUAGAGUGGUGAGGAGGAGGAGGAGGGGUAUACAGUGUCCGGAUGCGACAACACCACUUUCUGUAUUCAGGUUUCACUCAAACGUCUUUUUAAGCUUUGUUUUACUAUUGACAGUUACAGCUGAUUUCAGGAUUGAAUAUCGAUUCGAUCACCUUAAAAAUAAGUCGUCUGAUUCAUUGUUUCAGUCUCUGAAUUGUUUCAUCGAACUUUUCGCCACCAGCUACUGAUAUCAGGAGAACAAACUACAAUCUGUCUCGUGAAUUAGCUUACAUGUGCGCCCAGCUGGGCUCCCAAGCGAACUAGGCCCAAGCUCGUUUUCCCUGGCUAAACUAGCUGGCUAGCUAAACUAUGAUAGUUUUUGUCCUCAUUGACAAACUUCAUAAAUACUGCACCCUCAAAUUCAAAACUCCUUUUACUAGUUAUACAAUUAUGUAACUAAGAAAUUAGCUGGAAAGAAACUUGAAAAUUAUUUUAUUGUUUUGUUGUACAGUCAUGAAUGGUUUGAGAUGUCUGUCGUAAGACGACAGUGGCGAAGGAUCUCAUUGCUACUUAACGCGGAACCAAGUUCAGUUUUGAGAUCCACCGGCGUCAUUGGCGUAGGAUUAGCUGGACGUUUCAGUCUGGUCUUGGAACUGACAAUGGGCAGGCUCUCCCCGCUUGGCUCCAUGGGAUAUGUAGUGAUUUAGCCAACACAUCCAGAUAUGUACACAGUCUUGUACCCUUUAACCUUUUUUGAACUGACUAUCGUAUUUGUUGAAUAAAUCAGACUUUUUAUUAAUAUAAUGAGUAAUCCAGGAAUGUCAUGAGUUAAUUGACAAGAUAAAACUUGAGAAAAUAGCAACUCUACAGCGCGCCAAUGACUACAAUGAAUGGCUAAAUUACUUCCAGACACGAAGGAUCGGCCGGAGCUUCUCCUCCACAUCACCACUCUAUUGGCCAUGUGAAUUAUAGUCAUAUAAUCACGUCUCACCAUUGCCCAAGUAACCUACAAGUCCCGUGUAUUAAAAUGGGGAGUGUUACAGGAAAUGCCACAUAAAACAAAUGGUUGUUAGAGCAUGGCGCUUGUAAUGCCAUGAUUGUGGGGUUUGAUUCCCGGGUCACCCCAUACGAAUAAUGUAUGCACGGACAACUGUGUCUUUGGGUUAAAGCGUCUGCUAAAUGGCAUAUUAUAUAUAUUAUUAUUAUUGAUAUAUUAUACAUGUCUCUUUCCCCGUACAGGAAGUCCCCCUUCUAAGGUGUACGGUAACAUCAGGGUCGUGGCCAGCAGGACGGCAGAGAGGUUCUAGGAUCAUACAUGGAUUAUCUUCUCAUCGCCUGAUGAAAGUCGGGUAUUCACCAAGAGUCUCAGUAGGAUCUGAUCUUUUUUUAAAACAUCAUGAAUAAGGUCAUAUGGACGGGUGGACCUGGUCCUAGAUCAGCGCUCCUCUUUGAGAUGCUUUUUGGAAUAUGUGCCCUUGCCUGACCUCUUCCGGGACCUUUGUUAUUGACGCUGGACAUAUUGAUCUGAGGAGUGCCUACCUGCCUUAGACAUCUGGACUGGCCAGUGUCUUCUCACAGGGGAUAUUUGCAUGUAAAUGAUUUGCCCCUAAUUGUCCCUUUUUGGUUUUCAGUUGUUUGAUUGAAAUAAAAUAUUAACUAAUGAUGAUUGUUUGGAUCUGAACCUAACAAAGUAUUUUUGGAGGCCAACGAUGAAUUCUUACACAUAUGUCAAAGUGAAAAUAUGAGUUAAUGUAAAUAAAAAUGGGGAAACCCUAAUGUGAAA
Molecule: messenger RNA, 4467 nt
Organism: Coregonus sp. 'balchen'
Lineage: Eukaryota; Metazoa; Chordata; Actinopteri; Salmoniformes; Salmonidae
Source: the annotation of a GenBank genome assembly